AUGACGACACAUCCCUUUGGGGCAGUUUCUUCUCCAGCCUGCGCAGCUUCGGCGCUACGACAGUGUGCCGCUGACAGUGAAGGACAGGUUUCACGAGAGGUCGUAAGCACCAUUAGAAGGAGCUUCUACGUAGAUGAUGUGCUAAAAUCUCUUGUCGAUGAUGAUCAAGGGAUCGACGUGAGGAGGGGUGUGACUAAUGCAGCUAAGGAAAAAGGAGGAUUCAGAGCGUGCCAGUGGAUUAGCAACAGCAAGCCCGUGAAUGACUCCAUCCCGUUAUCAGAAAGGUCAAAGAAACUAGAGCUAGCUAUUGACAGUGAGGAGCUACCGACUGAAAGAGCUUUAGGGAUAAUUUGGGAUACCGAGACAGAUACGUUCACGUUCAAAAUUAGGCUAAAGGUGAAAGCGGCUAAGGAGGAGAAUUCUGUCGGUCAUCAGUAG
Priapulus caudatus is the source of this 438-nucleotide messenger RNA. RefSeq lists its product as uncharacterized. Bases 1 to 438 code for a protein of 145 amino acids. The record is from RefSeq and is a predicted model, not a curated record. NCBI's taxonomy places the organism in Eukaryota, Metazoa, Priapulida, Priapulimorpha, Priapulimorphida, Priapulidae. The transcript has a single exon.